Messenger RNA from Tripterygium wilfordii, 1895 nucleotides. Its product is annotated as putative glucuronosyltransferase PGSIP8. Gene Ontology annotation, molecular function: glycosyltransferase activity. Bases 154 to 1587 code for a protein of 477 amino acids. Lineage: Eukaryota; Viridiplantae; Streptophyta; Magnoliopsida; Celastrales; Celastraceae. The record is from RefSeq and is a predicted model, not a curated record. The transcript is spliced from 5 exons.
UAUGUUUCCUCUUCUACAACCAAAUCUGGCUCCCUAUCGUCUUAUAUAUAGAAAGCUUAUAAAACCGAAUCAAAUGUCUAAUAAGAGCUGUUGUCACUGCCUUUACUAUCUUAUUAGGCCCCUUUAUUUUAGUCGUUUCGUCGUGUAAGAGGGAUGGUUUGGAGAGAAAAACCCAGAAAGUCUGAUGGGGUUUUGAGGUUGUUUACGUGGGUGGUGUUGGGUUUGGCUCUUCUUGAAACGACGGCGUAUGGAGGAGGGAGAGUGAAGGCGGAGCACAAGAACGCCUACGCCUCGAUGAUGUACAUGGGGACGCCGAGGGACUAUGGGUUCUACGUGGCUACACGUGUCAUGAUCAGAUCGCUUGCUAGACUCCACGUGGACGCCGAUCUCGUCGUCAUUGCCUCCGUCGAUGUACCUCUCUCUUGGGUUCGAGCUCUGGAACAAGAAGAUGGAGCAAAGGUGGUUAGAGUGAAAAGUUUAAAUAAUCCGUACAAAAAUCAGGCCAAUUUUGACAGGAGAUUCAAGUUGACUCUAAACAAACUCUAUGCAUGGAGUCUGGUGGAUUAUGACCGGGUAGUUAUGCUUGAUUCUGAUAAUCUCUUCCUCCAAAAAACUGAUGAAUUGUUCCAAUGUGGACAGUUCUGUGCAGCUUUUAUUAAUCCUUGCAUCUUCCACACUGGCCUCUUUGUGUUAAAGCCAUCAAUGGAUGUUUUCAAGGAUAUGCUUCAUCAGUUGGAAAUUGGGAAGGAAAAUGAGGAUGGUGCGGACCAGGGUUUUAUUGGUGCCUACUUUCCAGACUUGCUUGAUCAGCCUAUGUUCCAUCCUCCUGCAAAUGGCACCAAGCUUGAUGGAACCUAUCGACUUCCUUUGGGAUACCAAAUGGAUGCCUCUUAUUACUAUCUUAGACUCCGCUGGAGUGUACCCUGUGGACCAAAUAGUGUGAUUACUUUUCCUGGUGCACCUUGGUUGAAGCCGUGGUAUUGGUGGUCAUGGCCUGUUCUGCCUUUAGGCAUUUCAUGGCAUGAACAACGUCGUCAAACUCUUGGGUAUUCUGCAGAGAUGCCCAUGGUAGUUAUACAAUCUGUAGUUUACUUAGGAAUAAUAGCAUUAACACGCGUAGCACGGCCUAAUCUCUCCAAGCUAUGUUAUCGGCAGUCAGACAAGAACAUCAACUUAGUACAAGCUGGCGUCAAAGUCAUCGCAGUGUGGUCUAUUAUCGCUGCUUACAUAGUCCCCAUCAUCGUCAUUCCCUGCACACUUCAUCCAAUACUAGCAUGGUCGAUAUACUUUUUAGGUUCUUUUGCUCUUUGCUCUAUAAUAGUUAAUGCCUUCCUUUUGCCAAUGCUACCUGUUUUGGUUCCAUGGCUCGGGAUAUUGGGGGUGCUUUUUGCCAUGGCAUUUCCUUGGUACGAAAACGGGGUUGUGAGAGCCCUAGCAGUGUUUGGUUACGCCUUCUGUUGUGCACCAGUUUUGUGGGUAUCAUUGGUAAAGAUCAGGGAUUGCCUUCAGGUUUCACUUGAAAGGGAAGCUUUCUUCCCCAGAUUGGGUGAAUCUUCACCACCUUCUGGGUUCAACAAAUUGUACUAAGACAUUGACCUAGCUGUCCAUGAUUCCAUCGGUGCCUGGGAUAUACAUUCAUGAGGAUCUUCCAAAUGGUCCUCUAUGUAUUUUGAGAAGCAAUGUUUGGCUGGAGAGGAAAUGUGACUGGGGGGCUAGAUUUUUGUACAGGGUGGUUCCCUAUAUUUUGUACCAUUAAUUUACUUGGUUCUUUAUAGUUUUCAUUGAAUUAAGCAACGAGGGUUGCCCCGAUUCAUUUUGGGAGGCAACACAGUAAUGUAAUCUCACAGGUUUGCUUCAUUUAGAUCGGUGGCUGGCUCCACAGAAGCUUCUUGUCA